Knipowitschia caucasica is the source of this 318-nucleotide messenger RNA. Lineage: Eukaryota; Metazoa; Chordata; Actinopteri; Gobiiformes; Gobiidae. The record is from the annotation of a GenBank genome assembly.
AUGAUUUAUGUGCGAUGUGGGGUUGCCUUCUCGCCCGUCAGUCUCCCGGUGAAGCUGGGCGACAGUAAGCCCCGCCCCCUCCCUCUCCACUCGCUUAUCGGCGUCACAGCUGCUCCUUCUCAGCUCUUUAUCCACUGCGCUCUCUCUCUUCACGUCACGACCACUCACCCGCCAUCCAGGCCCGAGCCGAGGUCAGUGAACUCGGCUGCAAUGCUAAUUAUGACCUGCGGGGGGCUGCGGUUCUCGGUGGACCGGGAACCUGCCUUCACCUCUGCAGCUCUGAAGCAGGUGUGCCGGUCACGCAUGCACGCAGACUAA